GGAUGCUAGGUGUGAGGAGGGUCGCGCCCUGGGGAGAAAAUACUCCGGAUCACUCCUACGGCAUUCCAGAAAAAAAUCCCUUCAUUUGAAUAUUGGCAGAGCGAGCAUCAGACCCUGGACACUACAUCUAGUGAGGAGAAUACCGUCAGGAUUUAAACGCUCCACAACCACCACCUCCUGUCAUCCUCUCCCCUCCACCUCUCUCUCCUCUACCUCUCUCUUUCCUUCACCUCACUCUCUCCUCUACCUCUCUCCACCCCUCUGCGGUGCCAGGGACUCCCUCCCGGGUGAAGUUAUGGCUUGGGGUUGGUGGUGCUGGUGGAAGAUCGUUUUCAUGAUGAGCAUCUUCCGUCACUACCGGAGCGCCAUGCUGGACUGCCCGCCAAGCUGUAUCUGUUCCCCGGAGGAAGUGUUCUGUAACCGGUCUGACAGCGACCGCUUCUUCCCGCUGCUUGUCGUCCAAGAGCAUGAGAGCAACCGAUCCACUGGCGACAUGGAGGACCUGUUCACCAACAUCACUUCCAUACACAUAGAGAACUGGAGCGGACUGCAGACUCUCAGAGAUGUGGACAUGGAACUCUACAUCGGCCUGCAGCGACUGACCAUAACUAGCUGUAGGUUGAGGUCUAUCCAUGCGCGUGCCUUCCACCAGAACAUUGAACUGUACUACAUAAACCUGUCGAAGAAUCCCCUGACCACACUGUCCUGGCAGCUCUUCAAACACCUCCAACUCUCUGAGCUGCGACUAGAGGGUGUAGAGUUUGUGUGUGGCUGUGGUCUCCGCUGGCUGCAGCUGUGGCAGCAGAGGGGAGAAGCUUCUCUCCACACUCAGACGCUGGUCUGCAGGAACCGAGACGACGUCAUCCCCCUGCACAACAUGUACAUCACUAGCUGUGACCUUCCUGAGGUCAGUGUGAGUGCGUCCAGUGUGUUUGUGACAGAGGGGGACGAUGUGACACUGAGCUGCAACGGGACGGCCUCCCCGCUACCCGAGGUGGACUGGACCAUAGGGGGUCUACACACCAUCAACACACACCAGUCUAUUGUCUACAGUCCUAGUCUCCACUCCAUCAGUAUGCGUCUUUUCAACACCAGUCCGGAUGAUAACGGCUUCCAGCUGAUCUGCAUCGCUGAGAACCUGGUGGGCAGCAGCAACGCCUCCGUGCAGCUGAACGUCAUGUUCUCUCCGGUGAUCCUAAAGCUGUCAGCGCCCCAGCGUCGCCAUGACACCUGUCUGGAGUUCUGGGUCCGCGGCCACCCUCCGCCCCGGCUGCGCUGGCUCCGGGGGACCCGCGACCUGAUCCAGUCCGAUGUGAUCCGCCUGGAGCUGGACUCCUACCAAGACUCCCUGGAGGGCUGCCUGCUCUUCAGGAACCCCACCCACCUGGACAACGGGAACUACACCCUAGAGGCCACCAACACCCUGGGCACGGCCACCAAGACCCUCUACGCCCAUUUCCUGCAUCCGCCCGACCUCGACGAGGAGGAUCUCUCCUAUCCUGAUCCUGAAACACCAGAGGAAGAAACCUUCGGGGUGACGGUGGCUGUGUGUCUGGCAGGAUCCGCUGGUAUUUUCUUCCUCAUUCUCUUCCUCCUCAUCAACAAAUAUGGCCGCCGCUCCAAGUUGGGUAUGAAAGGACCCGUUGCUGUCAUCCAUGGUGAGGAAGACUCAGCUACUCCUCUUCAUCACCUAAACCAUGGGCUCCUUUCUCCGUGCGCCCUGGAGGCAGGGCCUGAUGCUGUCGCCAUGGCGAUGACUCACAUCCCUGCCGAGCAGUCUCAGCAGCUUCAGACAUACUACAGACCCAGCAGCUCCAGCCCCGCCUCCUUCGUGCCGCACAUCCAGAGGAGGGACAUCAUCCUGAAGAGGGAGUUGGGGGAGGGGGCCUUCGGCAAGGUCUUCCUUGCUGAGUGCUAUGACCUCCACCCUACCACCCCCAAGACCCUGGCUGCAGUCAAGACCAUCAGAGAGCCCAGUCUGUCUGCGAGGAAAGACUUCCAGCGCGAGGCGGAGCUGCUGACCAACCUGCAGCACGAGCACAUUGUCCAUUUCUACGGCGUGUGUGUUGACGGGGACCCGCUCAUCAUGGUGUUUGAGUACAUGAAGCACGGGGACCUCAACAAGUUCCUCAGGGCUCACAGUCCUGAUUCUAUUGUCCUGGUGAACGGGGAGCACGCGCAGACUAGUGGACACCUGGCUAUGUCCCAGAUGCUCCUCAUGGCCUCCCAGGUGGCCUCUGGGAUGGUGUACCUGGCCUCCCAGCACUUCGUCCACCGAGACCUGGCCACGCGCAACUGUUUGGUGGGUGACGGCCUGGUGGUGAAGAUCGGGGACUUCGGCAUGUCCCGGGACAUCUACAGCGCCGACUACUACAGGGUGGGAGGUCACACCAUGCUUCCUAUCCGAUGGAUGCCCCCAGAGAGUGUGCUCUACAGGAGGUUCACCGUGGAGACGGAUGUUUGGAGCUUUGGGGUGAUCAUAUGGGAGAUCUUCACCUACGGGAAGCAGCCCUGGUUUCAGCUGUCUAACACUGAGGUAAUGGAGUACUUAGUGCAGGGGGCGGUUCUCGACAGGCCGAGGGCGUGUCCUAAGGAGGUGUAUGACAUCAUGCUGGGAUGCUGGCAGACCGACCCUCAACUCAGACUCACCAUCCAGGAGCUUCACAGGCUGCUGCUUCUCCUGGGGAAGACCUCCCCCAACUACCUGGACAUCCUGGGCUAGAGCCAACCCCGGCCUGGUCCUGGUCUCGGUCCUGGUUGUCCUGGUCUGGUCUGGUCUAAUCCUCGUCCUGGCAUGGUCUGGUUCUUGUCUGGUCUGGUAUGGUCGGGUCUGGAUUGGUCCUGGCCUGGUCUUUCCUGGUCUGGUAUGGUCCUAGUCCUGGUCUGAACUUGUCUGGUGUCACUCAGACCUGACACUGAUGGAACUUAAGUGCCUGUAAGACAUUUGGAUACCUCAGGAUUAUGAAGAAUCGUAAAAACACGUUUUCUGGAUUCUAAUAGAAGAAACAAGUGGAAGUGUAUUAUUUUCUUAGAACUGGUCUCGAAGGGUAAGGCAGUGUAAUGCAUUUGAUUAAGAAAAAAAAUGUUGCCCUCUUUUUUGGAAUGAACGAGAUAAUUUUCUCCGAUUUUUGAGAAAAUAUUUCAUGAAAUAGAAAAAUCUGCCUUGUUUCACUGAAUUAAUGAAAUAUCUCAGAUUUUCAAAGGAAACUCUUAUUCACUUGAAAAUAUGAUUUUUGGAAGCAACAAGUCCGGCCUGUUAAAUUGAAUCCAGUUGUAUUUGGGUUUGUAUUGGGAGAUAUCAUGUCUUUAAGUCAUAAAGAUGGUACUGUUAUGAGUUUGUCGGAUUUGCGCCGGCACCUCAGGACUUUGCCGGUGUUCAGACCCAAAGCCCUUGCUGACAUAAUUUGGCACGUAACAUGUAACUCCUUAUAUGUUAAUAUCAAGAUGCCUUUUUUGAGGCAUCUUGAUAUUUCAGAAAUACAGAGCAGUCAUUUCUUUUCACUCCAACUUUUCUCAGAACUCGAGAUAAUUAUCUUGUUCAUUCAGAAAAACAGGGCAAUGUUUUUAUCAAGUGAAUGCAUUAUGCUUCACUAUGUAGAAAUAUGUACUAAUAAAUAUAUUUUAUAUAGAAAUAUACAUGUAUUUAUUAGUUUUGUGGAAGUGCCAUCAAGGAUAUCUGAUUGGCUGUGCUGUACUGGUCGAUUCCUGUAGUUGUUUUCCUUGUCAUCAUUGUGUUCACUGUCACUUUUUUGUGGUUCUCCCCUGUAGGUCACAUAACCACAGAAAUGCAACUUUGUGUGU
Gadus chalcogrammus (walleye pollock) is the source of this 3801-nucleotide messenger RNA. RefSeq names its product NT-3 growth factor receptor-like. The record is from RefSeq and is a predicted model, not a curated record. Gene Ontology annotation, biological process: cell surface receptor protein tyrosine kinase signaling pathway; multicellular organism development; protein phosphorylation. The transcript is spliced from 16 exons. Gene Ontology annotation, molecular function: neurotrophin receptor activity; ATP binding; neurotrophin binding. NCBI's taxonomy places the organism in Eukaryota, Metazoa, Chordata, Actinopteri, Gadiformes, Gadidae. Bases 296 to 2722 code for a protein of 808 amino acids. Gene Ontology annotation, cellular component: axon; plasma membrane; signaling receptor complex.